This is a messenger RNA of Amorphotheca resinae ATCC 22711, 526 nucleotides long. RefSeq lists its product as hypothetical. The transcript has a single exon. The record is from RefSeq and is a predicted model, not a curated record. The coding region runs from base 54 to 374 and encodes 106 amino acids. NCBI's taxonomy places the organism in Eukaryota, Fungi, Ascomycota, Leotiomycetes, Helotiales, Amorphothecaceae.
UUUUCUCACCCACUUUCUCCCUUCAUUACGGAACCCCUCGUACCUUAUGUCAGAUGGUACCUAGUCCAGCCAAUUCUGUGUCCUGCGACAUCCAUUUUUGCUGUUGGUUUGGCGAUAUAUGGUGUCUUUUGUUUGUCCUUCAAAUAAUCAAGAAUCGGGCAACAGUUCCAUGUCCUAUAGGCUCUCUUAACAUAUCUUCCGGUAUAGUCCACGGUUGUGUCUCCCCUGCAUAUCUUCUUUCAAUGCUGUUCUCGACGAUUUUGGCCUUCAUGAAAGAAAUGGCGGGAAUGUAUUUCACGAGCCCAUUGUUUUUCUAUUCCGUUUCCUGGGUUAUCAUCAAUUUCUUCAAAACCUCACUUGAUGCUCUAUUGUGAAAUAUCACUCUCCAGUCGGUGUUCUCAAUAGUGCUGAUAUGGGGAUUAUUGGGCUGUUGAGGGCAGAAUCCGCAGUAACUCUGGCAGACGUCUUUGUGACUGCCGUAUAAUCUAGAUUUCUGUCAGUACACAACAUCCAGAUCCAAGUGGCG